Dermatophagoides pteronyssinus (European house dust mite) is the source of this 746-nucleotide messenger RNA. RefSeq lists its product as uncharacterized. The record is from RefSeq and is a predicted model, not a curated record. Lineage: Eukaryota; Metazoa; Arthropoda; Arachnida; Sarcoptiformes; Pyroglyphidae.
UUCGAAAUCAUUCAAAGUUCCAAAUUCCAAACACAUGAAAUUCAAUUACAUUCUUUAAAUAAAAACACAAUUGUGUUGAUUGCAAGAUGUCAAUUAAAAUUUUUCUCUGUUCAUUUCUUGGUCUAUUUGCUUUAGUUACUGAGAAUUAUGGACGAUCAAUUGAAUCUACGGCAUUUGAAAUACAACAGCCUCAAGGUCGAUCACUGGAUUUUAUUCUUUCCGGUAUUGGAAUAAAAAAGAAUUCCAUUCUUGAUUUAGUGAAUCAAACUAUGUCAGGAUCCUUCGAUAAGAUUCCAGGAGGAUUUGGUACGAUUCCAUCAUUUGAUACAUUUAAUAAGUUGAAAACACAAACGUUAAAAUAUUUCGAUAGAAUCACACAAAUGAAACAUAAAUUAUUUGAGCAAUUAAUAUCGACAGCAACUCGUACUACACCUGAUCCUUGCAAUACAACAUGGUCAACAACAACCUCGACAACAACACCAUCAACAACAACAGAUGGAACAAGUACUAGAACUAGUACAGAAUCAUGGGGGUCUACUUCAUCAUCAACAACCCCUACCACUUUAUCAACCACACUUCCGUCAAAUUCAUCAACAACACCACCAUCGAAUUUAUCCACAACCACAACAUCAACAGCAACUACUGAAUUCACUUUACCACCAAUUACAUAUGUUAUGCCUACUUUGUCAACAGAUCUUCCCUAAUAUAAAAAAAUUCAAUAAAUACGAUUACAAAUUUCUUUUUUA